UGCGGCGGGCAAGCGGACGGGUGGCAGAGGCCUCGCAGCGGCGGCAGCGGCGGCGGCGGCGGCGGCAGCUUAAGGCGUAGGCGUGGUCCGUUGGGUGCGAAUCCGCUGAGCCCACGAGCGGCCUCUCAGCCCUCUCUUCCCUGCCCGUCGGAGCCCGGGAUCAGGGACCCGCUUAGCCGGCGUCAUCAUGACCAAGGCCGGUAGCAAGGGCGGGAACCUCCGCGACAAGCUGGACGGCAAUGAGCUAGACUUGAGCCUCAGCGACCUGAAUGAGGUCCCCGUCAAGGAGCUGGCUGCACUCCCAAAGGCCACCGUAUUGGAUCUGUCCUGCAAUAAACUGAGUACUCUACCGUCGGAUUUCUGUGGCCUCACACACCUGGUGAAGCUGGACCUCAGUAAGAACAAGCUGCAGCAGCUGCCCGCAGACUUUGGCCGCCUGGUCAACCUUCAGCAUUUGGAUCUCCUCAACAACAGGCUGGUCACCUUGCCUGUCAGCUUUGCCCAGCUCAAGAAUCUGAAGUGGCUGGAUCUGAAGGACAAUCCCCUGGACCCUGUGCUGGCCAAGGUGGCCGGUGACUGCUUGGAUGAGAAGCAAUGCAAGCAGUGUGCAAACAAGGUGUUACAGCACAUGAAGGCCGUGCAGGCGGAUCAGGAACGGGAGCGGCAGCGCCGACUGGAAGUGGAGCGAGAGGCGGAGAAGAAGCGAGAGGCCAAGCAGCAAGCUAAGGAAGCGAAGGAGCGCGAGCUGCGGAAGCGGGAGAAGGCGGAGGAGAAGGAGCGUCGGCGAAAGGAGUAUGAUGCCCAGAAAGCUUCCAAGAAGGAGCAGGAGAAGAAGCCCAAGAAGGAAACAAAUCAGGCCCCAAAAUCUAAGUCUGGCUCUCGCCCUCGCAAGCCACCACCCCGAAAACACACUCGCUCCUGGGCUGUGCUGAAGGUGCUGCUGCUGCUGCUGCUGCUUUGUGUGGCAGGAGGGCUGGUUGCAUGCCGGCUGACAGGGCUGCAGCAGCAGCCCCUCUGCACCAGUGUGAACACCGUCUACGACAAUGCCGUCCAGGGCCUGCGUCACCAUGAGAUCCUCCAGUGGGUCCUCCAGACCGACUCCCAGCAGUGAGCCCGUCCUCAGCACCGCUGCCUCCCAGCCUUGGAGCUUGGAUUCCUAUGGAAUUGGGUUCUGCUGGACACAACCUCUUUUUAGCGUCAGACCUACCUGCCACCAUCCAAUGGCUGCUGACUGGUACCUGAGAUCUCCCCUUUGUAGGACUUCUCUGUUCCUUGGGGCUCCCUGGUGGAAUGAGGAGAAAUGGAGAGGGGGGAAGAGUUACCUGCAUGCCUAAAGGAAUAGGCUUAGGGGCGGGGGAGAGAGAAGACAUGGGCUUUUCUAGUUACACAAAGCUGGGCAAGACAAGGUUCCUUUCUACUAAAUGGUCAGCUGUCACUACAUUUAUACUUUUGUAUGUCAUGAACCCUUUCUUUCAUUCCUCCC
Molecule: messenger RNA, 1483 nt
Organism: Acomys russatus (golden spiny mouse)
Lineage: Eukaryota; Metazoa; Chordata; Mammalia; Rodentia; Muridae
Gene: Lrrc59
Product: leucine rich repeat containing 59
Exons: 7
Coding region: 188-1111 (307 amino acids)
Molecular function (GO): protein binding
Source: RefSeq, a predicted model, not a curated record